Molecule: messenger RNA, 621 nt
Organism: Wallemia ichthyophaga EXF-994
Lineage: Eukaryota; Fungi; Basidiomycota; Wallemiomycetes; Wallemiales; Wallemiaceae
Product: PITH domain-containing protein 1
Exons: 3
Coding region: 1-621 (206 amino acids)
Cellular component (GO): nucleus
Source: RefSeq, a predicted model, not a curated record
AUGAGCUGCAGUUGCAACGAUUCCAACCACACACACGACCCACAUCCUAGCAGCGGCGUAGACCACGAGAAUCUCUUUGGCGUCGUCGACCGGCCUAAUGUGACGUCCCUCAACACUGACGAGAGCGUGCCACCGCGUGACGUGAUAAAGGAGUGGGAUCAGCGCGAUGACAUGGACGUAUCACUCCACAGCGAUGCAGAUGAACAGCUGGUACUGAGGGUGCCCUUCACAGCCUCCGUCAAGCUCAAGUCGGUCCUGGUGAAGGGUGGUCUUGGAGAGAAGGCGCCGCGGACGCUGAAAAUCUACGCUAAUCAAUUUCUUGAUUUCGGCGACCUCGAUAAUGAGCCAGCACCCACGCAGACCAUCGAGUUAGUCGAGAGCUCCGAGUGUAUCGAGUAUCCAGUGAAAAUAGCCAAAUUUAACUCAUCUACCCAUCUCACUCUCUUUUUCGCUGAUAAUUUUGGCGCCGACGUCACUCAAAUUUUCUUUGUUGGCUUCAAAGGGAGCUGGACGGAGCUUAAGAGUGAGCCUGUCAUAACGACUUAUGAGGCAUUUGCCAACCCCUCCGACCAUAAGAAAAUAGCUGGCACUCAAGGUGGCCUUAAUAACCUGGGUAGCUAG